This is a messenger RNA of Menidia menidia (Atlantic silverside), 438 nucleotides long. The record is from the annotation of a GenBank genome assembly. NCBI's taxonomy places the organism in Eukaryota, Metazoa, Chordata, Actinopteri, Atheriniformes, Atherinopsidae.
AUGUGCUCCACUUGGAUGGAGCACACUCAGCCUUACAGAGGCUCCAAAGACGAACGGGGGGGAAAACGACACCGGAACACCCCGGCAAACUCCGGGCGGAGGCUCUGGACCAAUGGGAAGGUGGCCGUGUGGGACAGGAAAGACGAGCGGGACGGUCUCAGAAGCAGACUGCUGCAGCCAGAUUUAGAUGAAGAAGUGAUUCUCUGGCCAGCGGGAGUCAUGGCGGUCCAGACCGGCAUCCAGGUUUGGUUCGGCGAGAAGUUCGACGCGCCCCUGCUGAGCCCCCGGAGCCCCCGCAGCCCGUUGGCCCAGCGCCACGGCCCCGGCCUGGCCGACGUCUUCCAGUACGACCAGUGGCUGGCGGUGCGCCACGAGGCCACCCUGGUGCCCAUGCAGGAGGACCUGGCCAUCUGGCUCACCGGCAUGCUGGUCUUUUGA